Terrapene triunguis (Three-toed box turtle) is the source of this 5189-nucleotide messenger RNA. Its product is annotated as zinc finger protein 385C. The record is from RefSeq and is a predicted model, not a curated record. Gene Ontology annotation, molecular function: zinc ion binding; nucleic acid binding. The coding region runs from base 74 to 1591 and encodes 505 amino acids. Gene Ontology annotation, cellular component: nucleus. The transcript has 9 exons. Lineage: Eukaryota; Metazoa; Chordata; Testudines; Emydidae.
ACAGGCGGGCUUCUGCUUCCUCAGACGCUGGUGUAAACCAGGGGUUGGAGCUGCUCCGUCUGGAGUCAAAGAUAUGAAGCGACCCCUGAGCCUGUCCCACCCUGCUGAGAACAGGCUCCAGCUGGUCGAGACGGCGGGGAGCCCGUCGGAGCAGCGCGUGAAGCGGGAGAAGAAGCACCAGUCGUUCACGCUGUGCGAGGUCUGUAACAUCCAGCUCAAUUCGGCCGCCCAGGCGCAGAUCCACUACAAUGGCAAAUCCCACCAGAAACGCCUCAAGCAGCUCAGCAAAGGGAAGGUGCCGGCGGGCCAAGGUCCAUCUGGGCACAGCAGCCCCCUCCUAGCAUCGCUGUCUGUUCCUGGGCGACCCCUACACCCGCCACUGGACAUCAAGCACUUCCUGACCUUUAGAUUCAAUGGGACGUCCCCACUCAACCUGUUCCCCAACUUCAACACGAUGGAUCCCGUGCAGAAGGCCGUGAUCAAUCACACCUUCGGUGUCCCCUCCCCACUCAAGAAGAAGCAGUUCAUCUCCUGCAACAUCUGCCACCUCCGAUUCAACUCCGCGAACCAGGCCGAGGCGCAUUACAAAGGCCACAAACACGCCCGGAGACUCAAAGCCAUAGAAGCUGUGAAGAACAAACAGAAAACGGCAGCGGUCCCCAGCCGGGACAUCGUGGCAGACUUCCCUGCCACCCUGGACGUGAGCGGGGAUCCCCACAGCACAGUUCAAGCCAACGGCCUCCUGGGGCUGAAGGAGCCGGACGCUGAGUGUAGCAGCCUCGUGCUGACGCCCACCUCGGAGGAGUCCUCGGCCGAGCUGUCCAGCAGCGUCCCAGCCCUGGUCUCCCCGCCUGUUUCGGAGCUGUCAGAGGGCCCUUCGGAUGCUGCCAGCGUGGCCUCUUUGCCAGCGCUGGGAGCUGAGACGCCAGCCACUGAAUCGGGCAGCAGCGUCGGCUCAGCCCCUGACAGAGGAAAGGAAGGGAAGAAAAGCAAGCAGCACCUCUACUGCCCCACCUGCAAAGUGACGGUGAACUCGGCAUCCCAGCUGGAGGCUCAUAACACGGGGGCCAAGCACAAGUCUAUGCUGGAGGGUCAGACCACCCAGAUGCGGCGGGGCCGGGGCAAGGUCAUCCCCAGGGCAGGGCACAAGUCCAAAAGAAUUGGCAACAAGGGCAGCAUCAACAUCCAGAACAAGGCGUUCCAUUGCCAAGUGUGCGAAAUCUACGUCAACUCGGAGACCCAGCUCAAACAGCACGUGAGCAGCAGGAGACACAGAGACAGGCUUGCUGGGAAGCCACCCAAGCCAAAAUACAGCCCAUACAACAAACUCCAGAAGAACGCUGUCCUCGCAGUGAGUAUUCUAAAGUCCAAGCUGGCUUUGCAGAAGCACCUCACCAAAACCUUGGCUACCCGCUUCCUCCCGAGCCCCCUCACCACGGCAGCCAUGUGCGCCAUGCCUGGCCCACUCACCCUCAGACCAGCCACCGCCACAGCCCUCUUCCAGGCCCCGCUCCUUGGACCAGCGCUCUUCCGAACCCCGCCCGGGCACGUCCGCGCCACGCCUGGCCCCAUCGUCUUCGCGCCCUACUAGAGCCCACGCCCGCCAAGGCUCCGUCUCUCCCGGACGCAACGAAGAGCCGGCGAGCUGUGCAGCAGGACAGGGCUCUGUUCCCAUGGGGCAAACGAUCCUUUGUAACCGUUGACCGAGGUUUUUUCUUUCCCUCCCACUGGGCUAGGAGAUUCCCCAGCUGACUGCUCUGCCAGGCCUGGCUGUACCCCCCGUUACCCACACCCAGUGCCCCAGUCGGUUCUGCCGCCCACUCACUCAGUCGCUCUCCGAAAACACAGCUCCAUGUCCACUUUGAGUGGAUUCAGUCAAAGGGACAGUGCCGGGAUCCCCCAGGCCCAUUGAUGCCUGUGGCCAGCGGGUGCCCCUCUUUGGCUAGUGAGUUUUUCAUUCAUCCCCUUCCCAGUGAUUAAUUUAAACCAAACCAGGGAAGGGGCCUGGCUGACUCUCUGGAAAGGGAAGGCCCUUGUCUCAGGCUGGCUGGUUCAGAGCCAGCCCAGGUUCGGGGCGACCCCCACAUCAUAGGUCCUGCUGGAAGGAGUCCGUGGUGGAUCUCAGGCCAGUUUCCAGUGGGAAAAACCUCCCCAGCACAAAAUCCACCCCCCGGUUUCCCACCCGUAGCCUAAGCCCUGCAUGGGACAUGAGGCACGUGGGCAGAGAGCAGCGUGGUGGAAGAUUGCCCUGCCGACUGCCUGACCCAUCCCGGAGCUGAGGAUGCAGGGAGAGCGUUACUCUCCAGCUCCUCUAGUCUGGGCCCUUUCAGCAGCAGGAAAUCCAGAGGAGACACCGGCAAACGGGGGCAGCGUCUUCCCAUAGAACAAACAGUGAACCCCGAGGCUCCUUGCCAGCAGAGACCUCUUUCCUGCUCACUUCAGAGAGCACAUUAUCGUCCAACACUGGAAGUGCAGCGGAGGACCAGGCAAAUGGGAUCGGAGUGUUGUCUAGAGCAGUGGUUUUCAACCUUUCUUCAUUGGCGGGCCCCUUUGGAAAUCAGAUAUAGUCUGAGGAUCCCCAGGGGGCCGUGGACCACAGGUUGAAAACCACGGAUCUAGUGGUUAGACAACAGGAUUCUCCUCCCAGACCUGGGACAGGGUGUGAGCCUAUGGCAGGAGAAUAGGACGUAGGGAGUCAGGACACCUGGGUUCCAUUCCCAGUUCAGCUAAGGCCUGGAGUCGACUGGCUAGAGAACGGCCCUUCUCCUUGGCGUCUAUUCCCAACUCUGCCAUUCACUCCCUUGCACCACGGUGCUUCACCUCUUAGUGCCUCAGUUUCCCCCCAUUAAGCAGGGGAUAGCUCUGACCCUACCUCGCAGGGAGGCUGAGUGAAGAUUCAUAAAGCACUUUGUCCUUGCGUAGCGCCUUUCCUUGGAGAGCUGCAAAGCAUUCCUCCUGUUAACAGGCCAGCAGCCAAACCCCAGUCACCCAGCCCCGUUGAAACUUGGAGCUUCCAAGGAAACUGGGGGGAUUCCCUGUUAGUUCAGCUUGACAGCCCAGAAUAAAAGAGCAGGUUCGUUUAACAAGCACGUGACGUUGUCCCUCCCAUGCUCUGAGUGCAGCUUGCAGACUGUGGGGCUCCAGGGCCCGUGCUAGGCAUUAUGGGGGCGAUGGUUUUGUUUUUCACUGUGUUAAAAGCCGGCGCGAUGACCUGGUCUGAACAGUUACCGAGGCGCUACGGGCUCCCCAGCGCGCACUGUACAUAGAAAUAUGCAGGAAGGUUGCGACACACAUGGACCUUGUGCCGGAGUGACAACCCGUCCCGAUCUAUGCAAAUCCGAACGGAGGAGCCCCGUCGUUGUGGUAACCUGGCUGCGUCCUGCGGCGGUGCCCGCUCUUUCUGUCCAGCGAGGAACGUUGUUCGGAGCAGAAACUGAACCAUGCACCUCGGUGCAUCGUGCACACGCUUCCGAGAGCCCCCUGGUCCCGUGAGCUCUCCGCUGCUCCCCACGGCACAGGCUCUGAGCCCCCAGCGGAGGCUGCCCUCGGAGCUGGGCAGCCAGCAAUCCCCACGCACAAGCACACCUGUCAGGUGUCUUCACUUGAACGCACCAGCUGUGUUUCAGGAGGCGUUUGGGCAGCACAGGGAGGAUCCUGCCGCCCCCACAACCACUGGAGGCUGAACACGGUUUCCAAACACCGGGGGGCUGCGAGAUCGUCACUUCCCCAGCGCUCAGGGGCAGUCCCUGGGGGCUGUGUGUUACAUGUCCCCGAUCCACAGAAACGGGCCGGUUAUAGCUCUCCGCUCAGCUGGAGCCCAGCGCAUGGCCUGAUAGUGCUGUCCCACAACCCCCUCCCCCUUUGCGUGGUCACCAAUGGGGGGUGAGCUGGGGCCGGCACUCCCUACCAUUCGAGUUGGCAGUAGUAGUGGGUUGUUAUCCCCUAUAGCACAGCCCCCUCUAGUGGGCUGGCCCUAAGUGCUCGGACAGCGUAUUACAGGAGCGCGCUGCGGGGGGGAUAUACCAGGGAGACUGUUCUCCCCCUUCCCCCUUGGGAGUGCGUGGAGCUGGUGCAGGCCUGCCUGGGGGUAAACCAAAGAGUCAGGCCUGGGCCUGAGCACUGGGGGAUCCAGCCCCUGGGCUGGGGGGAGGGGCGACAUUUUGAUGCCAGUUUUUCUGGGCACCUGAAGGUGAAACCUUGGGGGUUCUUUUUUGUCCAAGAUUUGGGUUUACGGAGCUUUGCAAUAACCCCAGCGCCAGCCAGCUGGAGGGGACCAGCUCCGUCCCUUACGGCCUCAGGGUGGGCGAAUCCUCCGCUAGGCGUCCACAAGGGAACGAAGUGUGGGGGAUAGACCCUCCAGAUCACAGGAGCGCCUUUCGUAAGUCCCAUCGGGGGGGUAGGGGCUGGUAGUGGGAGCUGCCACUGGGUAAACCGUCCCCUCACGAAGCUUUAGAUGGGGCAAGGGGGGGAUCCGGACACCUCUGUGCGAUGCCAGUCAUCCCCUACUGCCAUCAGCCCCCGGGUAGCCUGGGGCUCAGCCGUCCAGCCCCGCAGCAGCCUCUCCUCCGUCGGCCUCUGGUUGGGUUCGCUCCCUUUCCCCCCCGCAUCCUGCUCCAGCUCCGUUCUCCUCCCAGGGGCUUGUGCCGUGGUAGUUUUAGGAAUUCAGGAAGCACAAAGCUUUAGCCAUGGUUCCCCCCCCCCCUCCGCCCAAAGAGACUCCGGUCGCACUGCAGGUUGAGCUGGGUCACAAAGCCCCCCAGAGCCAGAGUCAAACCUACCCUCAGCCCAGCGGUGGGGUCCCGAUAGACUAGAACACUUGAAAGCCAUUCCUUCCCGUCACGCCAUCCUGCACCGGGCGGCGUCCGAGCACCCUGCUGUCUCCUUCGCCUCCGGCCCCCCCGCGCUAGCCAAAGCAGUUACCGCCUCUGACUUCGCACAGGCUGUGGUAGGUCGUAGGCCCCGGCGCUGACAUGUGCCCCUCUGUAAAUACCCUCGGCGUGAUGUGAACAAUGGUUGAUUUUGACAACGAAACGAAAUAACCAGCCUCUAGGGACUUGGCCAGUACCCCCCCCCCACCGCCCCCUGUACUGUUCAGUGUAUAUUUUUUGAUGUACUAUAACUGUUGGAGGGGGGGAAAGGAAAAUAUUUUGAUAAUCGAAUCUCAUUGCUUUCUUGUGUUACUCAGUAAA